AUGACCACCGUGGCGAAGGAAGGACUUUCGGACAACUGCAUUAGUCCACUGGCGGUGGUGGAGGGGCCGCACCCUGUACAUUUCUCUAUCGGUUGCGUUGUCCAUCCGUUUGCAGUGAUCGUUGCCCAGCGUGGACCGAUUGACUUCGGUGUCUACUGUAUUGUGGAGGAGCACGCCUGCAUCAUCAAUGGCGAGCGGGGCGGCGAGGACGCGGCCACAGCCGCACCCCCUGCUGUGCCCAUGUCCAUUGGCCCUUACAACCAUUUCAAACCCUUUUCUCAUAUUGCCAACGUGCAGCGCAUUGGACACGGGAACCGGUUUGAAGCCCACUGCCAAGUGGGAGGCCCAAGAGGCGAGUCGCCGCAAGCCACUACCGUUGAGGACUAUUCCGUCGUUGGGCCGUUUGUUCGCCUGUGGGACCUGCGGCGCGAUGACGGCCCAAAUUCCGCCUUGGCAGUGACGAUUCCCUCCCGCCGGGUGUAUUUGUGCCCCACGGACACGGAGGAGGGGAAAACGUGUGAGUGCUCUGCUUUGGCCCUCCUCUCGCCCACCCCGGUCCGCUCCUGCUGCUCUUGCUUCGGGUGUUGGGUGCUGCCGCGCGGGGAGCCGUUUGACGAGGAGGAGACGGAUGAGGCGAUGCGCCAAAAGUCUUCUCGUCUUCGUGUUUCUGGGGCGCGGUGA
Trypanosoma conorhini is the source of this 681-nucleotide messenger RNA. RefSeq lists its product as uncharacterized. Gene Ontology annotation, molecular function: dynein complex binding. Gene Ontology annotation, cellular component: dynactin complex. The record is from RefSeq and is a predicted model, not a curated record. The transcript has a single exon. The coding region runs from base 1 to 681 and encodes 226 amino acids. Gene Ontology annotation, biological process: mitotic spindle organization. Lineage: Eukaryota; Euglenozoa; Kinetoplastea; Trypanosomatida; Trypanosomatidae.